Messenger RNA from Saccharomyces eubayanus, 1863 nucleotides. It is a transcript of the gene NPR2, whose product is annotated as nitrogen permease regulating protein NPR2. The record is from RefSeq and is a predicted model, not a curated record. Gene Ontology annotation, biological process: positive regulation of autophagy; negative regulation of TORC1 signaling. Gene Ontology annotation, molecular function: GTPase activator activity. The transcript has a single exon. Bases 1 to 1863 code for a protein of 620 amino acids. Gene Ontology annotation, cellular component: vacuolar membrane; GATOR1 complex. Lineage: Eukaryota; Fungi; Ascomycota; Saccharomycetes; Saccharomycetales; Saccharomycetaceae.
AUGCAGAGCUACUUCCAAGGGUUUGUGCCCAUCCAUACCAUAUUCUACUCUGUGUUCCAUCCCACAGAAGGGUCUAAGAUCAAGUACGAGUUUCCCCCAAAUAACCUGAAAAGUCAUGGUAUCAAUUUCAACACAAUCAAAAAUUACAUCAUACCGAAGCCGAUACUAUGCCACAAGCUGAUCACUUUCAAGUACGGUACGUAUAGGAUCGUAUGCUAUCCCGUGACCAUCAACUCCCCGAUAUACGCUAGGAAUUUUUUCAGUUUUAACUUUGUAUUUGUGUUCCCAUAUGAUUGUGAGACGUCUCCAUACGAGCCAGCUAUCACUAGACUGGGCAAAAUGUUCAAGGUCCUGGAAGAGCAGAAUCAAUUGCUGUCCAAGUCAGAAAGAGAUCCUGUUUUUUUCGACUUAAAGGCAAUGGAAAACUCCUCAUUAACGCCCUCUACAGCUGGUCCUCCGGCGACGUCGAACCCUGGCAGCAACACUACACCAACGCAUCCCACCUCUGACAAGGACGCGAAGGAUCUAAGAGGUAACAGGUUCAAUGGCGAAAAGUACAAUGACAUAAUCAAAGAUUUGGGACUUCCGGAGUCCACAUUUUCCAUACAAGAUUUGUUGAUGAGAAUCUUUCAGGACCUAAAUAACUACUCCGAAUGCCUCAUACCAAUAGACGAUGGUAAUGCAGUAGACAUAAAGAUUUUCCCUCUAUUGAGACCGCCUACAACCUGUGUUUCAUUGGAAGACGUGCCCCUGUCGUCUGUAAACUUGAAGAAAAUCAUCGAUGUUAACUGGGAUCCAACCAUGAUGGGCAUAGUCCCAUAUAUCGAUGGUCUAAACAGCAUUGCGAAAAUCUCAAAACUCAGUCACAGUGAUCCAAGUCUGGUAAUCGAAUGUAUACGGCAUCUCAUAUACUAUAAAUGUGUCACAUUGUCAGAUAUUUUCCAGUUUUCCAACAUAUACGCCCCUUCUUCAUUGAUUAGAAAUUUUUUAACCGAUCCAUUAAUGGCCACUGACUGUCAGUCCUAUGUCACGUUUCCGGAAAUUUCUAAACUAUCAAAUCUACCCUUGAACAAGAAUUUUGACUCCGUUGAUCAAGAUUUAACGUCAUUUUCUGUGCGAAGGAAAUCUAAGUCCUCUAGUGUACCUUCAAACGUGAACUCCCGAACUACCUCAUUUAGUUCGAUCAGUAAAGUUUCUCAAAAUUCGUCUUUGAAUUCCUCCUUUUCAUCAGUUUCUAAAGAUUGGAGGCAUUCACAGACUUCUUGCUCGAGCACAAACAUGCAUGGUAUCAACAACCGAAAUCAAUUUUUACCGACAAGAUCGUGCUUGUUUGACCUGUAUAGAUCUCUCUCGCAGGGCCAAACGUUAAAAUCGUGGUAUGAGUUGAAAUUUACAAUUUUUAAAGAAAACAACAUUGAUAUAAGAAGGUUUAUAACUUUUGGCUUAGAAAGAAGUAUCAUAUACAGAUGCUACUCCUUCCCUAUAAUGCUACAUGUCGGCUCACGUGAUACAAAGGAAAUGACACCUAUUACUACAAAAGAAUCUUCAAAUGAGGAUAAGUUACUCAAGAAAACAGAUUAUAAUCAUUCCUUAUCCGUCACUGGUUCUAAAAGCACGACGCAAACCAAUAAUCAGAAAUCGGAAAGACCAUCAAAAGUUUCAUUUGAUAUGCAGAGAGCGAAUUCUUUGGCAACUGGUAAACAUAAGAUACCCAAACUCAGUGACGAGGAAAAAAAAAUACUUGAAAAUUCAGUAAGAWGUGCUGAGAAUUUUGAUAAGAUAUGCGUCUUACUAGGCAAAUCUAAACAAGAAGUGGAGAACUAUUUAAGCGAAAUGGGAGAGUUCAGGGUGAUCAAUAGCUAA